Molecule: messenger RNA, 1788 nt
Organism: Solanum lycopersicum (tomato)
Lineage: Eukaryota; Viridiplantae; Streptophyta; Magnoliopsida; Solanales; Solanaceae
Source: RefSeq, a predicted model, not a curated record
AAAAAGUUGCAAUCUUUUUUCAUUUCUUGAUGUUUCUAAGGUUCUUUUGUGUAAAGAUUGUGUUUUUAUGUAUCAAUUGGGGUAAAGUUCAGUUGGGUUGUCAUUGUUUAUGGUGAUAGUUGGAGGGUCAGUUUCAGAUAGAUGAUUAAAUUAACUUACAAUUUGUUUGAAUGGUUGUUACUUAUAAUGUGUGUAAACUUGUCAAUUAGAUCCCAAUUGGUUGUGUUCUUUCCAUUUGUCCAAAAGCCUUGGUGGAUAGACUUUUCUCGUUACGUUACAUGUGUUGGUGGGAGCUAGUAUGUACAAGUGGAAUCAGUUGAGGUAUGUGCGAGCUGGUUCAAACACAAGUGUUAAUAAAACAAGCAAAAAAAGAAUCCGAAAUUGGUUGGAUUUACACUAUGUUGUAAAAGUUGGUUUCUUUAUGUAUCAAUUGAGCUAAAGUUUAGUUGGAUUGUUAUUGCAAAUGGUGAGACAUAAUACUUCAAUUUACAAGAACUCAACAAGCAAAAUCCUAGUAUUUCCCUGUCUUGGAAAACAUGGUAGAUGUUUUUCUUACUCUUCUUUGACCUAUAAACCUUUGCUUAAGUUGUUGUGUCUUCAAUCUUCAUGGGUUUGAAAUAGAAGACUUUACUAACUUUAUUCGUAACAAGGCUUUUGUCUAAUUGGACUUAAUGUUUAUGUAAAGGUCAAGUUUGCAAAAUGAUCAUCAGAAGUAACACAAAACAAAAAAGUGCAAGCUGCCCAUUUAGUCUUUGUUUUUGGAUAGUUAAAUUAUGUUACCAUAAUGGCUAUGCGACAAUGUUUUGGACGGGGAAAGGUGACAAAAGGCGAUAAGGGUCCAAACUAACAUCAUCUUUGUCGCCAUUGUCCCCUCACCAUAAAGCUAAUAGUCGAUGAAGGUUCGCCUUGCCUCACGCCAUUGGGGACCAGAUGAUUAUUUUUCACAACAGUGCUAUGCGAUCAGCUCAGAUGUCAAGCAAGAACUCUCUGAUGUUUCUCUUUAAUUACUGUGUUAGGAACUCUGUAUGAGCUCUACUUAUUUGGUUUUGGUUGCAGCAGCUGUAUCUGCAGCAGUUGGUCAGCUAAUGAAGCCUUUUACUUCAUCUCUAUUUUAUGGCAAUGAGUUCGAUUUCAAGACUGCCUUUCAGGCUGGGGGUUUCCCUUCGACACACUCAUCUGCAGUAGUCGCCACAGCCACAGCCCUUGGCUUGGAAAGGGGGUUUUCUGAUUCGAUUUUUGGUUUAGCAGUGGUUUACGCAGGCCUUGUGAUGUAUGAUGCACAGGGAGUCCGAAGGGAAGUAGGCAUUCACGCAAAAGCGUUCAAUAAAGCUUUGUUCAGAAAUCAAAUAAACUCAGUUCCGUCUACUAGCGAACUUGAUGUUUUGACUGAUUCUAUACAAGAGAAAUUAUCCUCAGAGGCAGAGAACUCUGAUCCUCAAUUAUCAGAAGAAUCAAGUUCAUUUCAACCAAGGUCAAAGAAUGCUACUUUAUUGCUUAAACCCGAUGAGAGAAGAGCCCCAUCGUCUAGUUUUGCUCCGUUGAAAGAACAGGUUGGUCAUACAGAGGUUGAAGUCAUAGCUGGUGCAUUUCUCGGAUUCUUUGUAAGCUUAGCGGUAAGUUUAGCAUGACCCCUCAGUACUCAGUAGUCCUCAUUGUUUACUUCGCCUUAUUUUUUGGUCUAUGAGAUACCACAGAAAAACUGUAUACAACAUAUUUACGAUGCAAAAUGCAACUAAAAUCCCUCUAUAAAUUAAAAUAUCAAGAAAAAAUUUACUAGCUUUGCCUUCA